AUGCUCUCCAAGACCAUCUUCGCUACCGCCAUCUUGGCCCUGGCCACCUCUGUCGCCGCUGCACCCGUUGCUGCCCCUAUCGCCGCCGCUCAGCCCGACCUCAAGGAGACUCUCACCAACCUCCUCUCCCCUGGAUCCGACGACUCGGCACAGAACCUGGGUAGCCUCCUCUCUCCCGGAUCCGACAACUCAGCUUUGAACGGAAACUCUGCUGAGGGAAAUGGUAACGGUAACGAGGCUGGUAAUGGCAACUCUGCCGGCAAUGGAAACUCCGCUGGCAACAACAACGGCAACGGCAACUCUGUUGACGGUAACUCGUUGAUCAACCUUAAGAACUAA
Molecule: messenger RNA, 339 nt
Organism: Aureobasidium subglaciale EXF-2481
Lineage: Eukaryota; Fungi; Ascomycota; Dothideomycetes; Dothideales; Saccotheciaceae
Exons: 4
Coding region: 1-339 (112 amino acids)
Source: RefSeq, a predicted model, not a curated record